CAGGCUGAGAAGGGUUUGACACGAGAAAGGGACCGUGGAGAGGUCUGGAAGCAGCAUGUACACACCCAUCCCUCAGAGCGGCUCUCCGUUCCCAGCCUCAGUCCAAGACCCAGGCCUACACAUAUGGCGUGUGGAGAAGCUGAAGCCGGUGCCCAUAGCGCGCGAGAACCAUGGCAUCUUCUUCUCUGGGGAUUCCUACCUCGUGCUACACAACGGCCCAGAAGAGGUCUCCCAUUUGCACCUGUGGCUAGGCCAGCAGUCAUCCCGGGAUGAGCAGGGAGCCUGUGCUGUGCUGGCUGUGCACCUUAACACCCUGCUUGGGGAGCGGCCUGUGCAGCACCGUGAGGUUCAAGGGAAUGAGUCUGACCUCUUCAUGAGCUACUUCCCCCGUGGCCUCAAGUACCAGGAAGGCGGUGUGGAAUCCGCAUUUCACAAGACAAGCCCGGGAGCCACCCCAGCAGCCACCAAGAAGCUCUACCAGGUUAAGGGGAAGAAGAACAUUCGUGCCACUGAGAGGACGCUGAGCUGGGACAGCUUCAACACCGGGGACUGCUUCAUCCUGGACCUGGGUCAGAAUAUCUUCGCCUGGUGUGGUGGCAAGUCCAACAUCUUGGAACGUAACAAGGCAAGGGACCUGGCCCUGGCCAUCAGGGACAGCAAGCGGCAGGGCAAGGCCCAGGUGGAAAUUGUCACCGAUGGAGAGGAGCCAGCCGAGAUGAUUCAGGUUCUGGGCCCCAAGCCUGCUCUGAAGGAGGGCAACCCUGAGGAAGACCUCACAGCUGACCAGACCAACGCCCAAGCCGCGGCCCUGUAUAAGGUCUCUGAUGCCACUGGACAGAUGAAUCUGACUAAGGUGGCGGACUCCAGUCCCUUUGCCUCUGAACUGCUGAUUCCAGAUGACUGCUUUGUUCUGGACAACGGGCCUUGUGGCAAAAUCUACAUCUGGAAGGGGCGAAAAGCUAAUGAGAAAGAGCGGCAGGCAGCCCUCCAAGUGGCCGAUGGCUUCAUCUCUCGGAUGAGAUAUUCCCCAAACACUCAGGUGGAGAUUCUGCCCCAGGGCCGAGAGAGCCCCAUCUUCAAGCAAUUCUUCAAGACCUGGAAGUGAGGGCGCCGGCCCCCAGCCCUGCCCUCCUGCCC
Molecule: messenger RNA, 1137 nt
Organism: Phodopus roborovskii (desert hamster)
Lineage: Eukaryota; Metazoa; Chordata; Mammalia; Rodentia; Cricetidae
Gene: Capg
Product: capping actin protein, gelsolin like
Exons: 10
Coding region: 56-1105 (349 amino acids)
Biological process (GO): actin filament severing; barbed-end actin filament capping; actin polymerization or depolymerization
Cellular component (GO): cytoplasm; actin cytoskeleton
Molecular function (GO): phosphatidylinositol-4,5-bisphosphate binding; actin filament binding
Source: RefSeq, a predicted model, not a curated record